CCCUCCCUUGCUCGUACACAGCUCGCAGUCGGUCAAGCCGGCCAAAGGCCACGUCAUGGCCGAGAAGCUGGGACUGGUGGAUGACGAGUACAUCCCGGUGGGUCACUACGCAGGCAAGGUCGACGCGGCGGCGGUGCUAGAGCGGCUGGGUCCGGAUGCGCCUCAGGGCAAGUACGUGCUCAUCACGGGCAUCAACCCGACGCCGCUGGGAGAGGGCAAGUCGACGACGGCUAUCGGGCUCUCGCAAGCGCUGGGUGCGCAUCUGGAUCGCAACGUUGUCUGCACCGCGCGGGUCCCGGCCAUGUCCACCACCUUUGGCAUCAAGGGCGGCGCGGCCGGCGGCGGCUACGCCCAGAUUGUGCCUAUGGACGUGUUCAACCUCGGCCUGCCGGACUCGCACUACGCGUCGCUGGCAACGAACCUCAUUGCAGCACAGCUUGACACCCGCAUGUACCACGAGUCGACCCAGUCGGACGCCGCGCUCUAUCGGCGCCUUGUGCCGACCGUCAAGGGCGUCCGCACCUUUGCGCCCAUCAUGCUCAAGCGCCUCGCCAAGCUCGGCAUCGACAAGACCGAGCCCGACGAGCUCACGCCUGAGGAGAUCCGCAAGUUUGUCCGGCUCGACAUCGACCCCCACACCAUUUCGUUUAUGCGCGUGCUCGACGUUAACGACCGUUCGCUCCGCAAGAUCACCAUCAACCAGAGCCCGACCGAGAAGGGCCGCAUUCGCGAGGCCGAGUUUGCAGUGACCUCGGCGUCGGAGCUGUGCUCGGCGCAGGUCCUCUGCACCUCGCUGGGCGACCUCAAGGAGAAGAUCGGCAACACUGUGGUGGCGUUCUCGCGGUCGGGCGACGCCGUGACCGUCGACGAUCUCGGUGUCACUGGUGCUGCCACCCUCAUCAUGCGCGACACGGUCAAGCCGAACCUGAUGCAGACCAUCGAGGGCACGCCCGUACUUGUGUCGGGCUCGUGCUUUGCCAACAUCUCUGUCGGCAACUCGGCGGUCAUCGCCGACCAGGUCGCCCUCAAGCUCGUCGGUAACGACGGCUUUGUCGUCACCGAGGCCGGCUUUUCGGAGGCCAUCGGCGCCGAGAAGUUCUUCAACAUCAAGUGCCGGGUCUCGGGCCUUCAGCCGUCAGCGGUGGUUCUUGUUGCCACUGUCCGCGCGCUCAAGGUCCACGGCGGCGGGCCGCCUGUCUCGCCGGGCCGCCCGCUCGACGACGCAUACACAUCAGAGGCGCUCGACCUGCUCGAGGCCGGCCUGACCAACCUCCGCGACCACAUUGGCAACCUGACCAAGUACGGCGUCCCGGUUGUGGUCGCCAUCAACAAGUUUUCCACCGACACCGACGCCGAGGUUGCGCUUGUCCGCGAUGCCGCUAUUGCCGCCGGCGCAGUCGAUGCUGUUUGCUCGGAGCACCACGGCAAGGGCGGCGCCGGCGCGGUUGAUCUUGCCAACGCCGUCAUCGCCGCCACCCAGGAGCCGUCCGACUUUAAGCACCUCUACGAGCUCGACCUGCCGCUCAAGGACAAAAUCGAGGUCAUCGCCCGUGAGAUUUACGGCGCCGACGGCGUCAAGUACUCGACCAAGGCCACGGCGCGGCUCCGUGACUACGAGCGGCUCGGGUUUGGCAAGCUUCCAGUGUGCAUUGCCAAGACGCAGUACGCCUUUUCGCACCGGCCGGCCGACAAGGGCGGCAAGCCGAGCGGGUACACCUUUGAGAUUUCUGACGUCAAGUCGGCCAUCGGCGCCGGCUUUGUGGUGCCCAUUGCCGGCUCGGUCUCGCUCAUGCCGGGCCUCCCGACGCGGCCGGCCAUCUACGACCAGGACGUGUACACUGGCGACGACGACACAGCCGGCGCGUCGAACGGCAUGGCCAUCGGCGACGCUAUCGGCCUCAUGUAGAGAGCAGAGAAAGUGAUUGAAAGAGCCGAACUGUG
Thecamonas trahens ATCC 50062 is the source of this 1941-nucleotide messenger RNA. Its product is annotated as formate-tetrahydrofolate ligase. The transcript has a single exon. The coding region runs from base 56 to 1906 and encodes 616 amino acids. NCBI's taxonomy places the organism in Eukaryota, Apusomonadida, Apusomonadidae. Gene Ontology annotation, molecular function: ATP binding; formate-tetrahydrofolate ligase activity. The record is from RefSeq and is a predicted model, not a curated record.